UUCACCUCAACCCUAAUCUCCCGAUAACAACUAUAUAUAUAUCAUUUCAUAUCUAAACUCCACUUCACUUAAUACUUCUUGAUUCCCUUAUAUAAAUGGAGGGUAGUUUGUUUAAGGUUGUGUUUCUUUUGCUUGUGUUGAAUAUCAUUAACACAGUAGUGCAUGGCCAAGGGACACGUGUUGGAUUCUAUUCAACUACAUGUCCUAAAGCUGAAUCCAUUGUUAAGUCCACAGUUGCAUCUCAUGUUAACUCCGAUUCAACCGUGGCUCCUGGUUUACUUAGGAUGCACUUCCAUGAUUGCUUUGUUCAAGGUUGCGAUGCAUCUGUUCUUGUUUCCGGAUCAAGUACCGAGAGAACAGCAUUUCCAAACCUCGGUUUAAGAGGCUAUGAAGUUAUCGAUGAUGCUAAGACACAGCUCGAGACCGCGUGUCCCGGUGUUGUUUCUUGUGCUGAUAUUCUCGCUCUUGCUGCUCGUGAUUCCGUUGUUCUGAGUGGUGGACUGAGUUGGCAAGUGCCUACCGGACGAAGAGACGGUCGCGUGUCACAAGCAUCAGAUGUCAAUAACUUACCUGCUCCUACUGAUUCAGUUGAUGUGCAAAAACAAAAGUUUGCAGCAAAAGGCCUUAAUACUCAAGAUCUAGUAACCCUAGUUGGUGGACAUACAAUUGGUACAACUGCAUGUCAAUUCUUCAGCAACAGAUUGAGAAACUUCACUACAAAUGGUGCGGCUGAUCCUUCCAUUGACCCUUCAUUUCUUUCUCAAUUACAAACACUUUGUCCUCAAAACAGUGGUGCUACUAACCGAGUUGCUUUGGAUAAUGGAAGCCAAAACAAAUUUGAUAGUUCUUACUAUGUUAAUCUAAAGAAUGGACGUGGAGUUCUUCAAUCAGAUCAGGCGUUGUGGAAUGACGCUUCCACGAAGACUUUUGUGCCGAGAUAUUUGGGUUUAAGAGGGUUGCUUGGAUUAACAUUUAAUGUUGAAUUUGGAAAAUCAAUGGUGAAGAUGAGCAACAUUGGAGUGAAGAUAGGUGUUGAUGGUGAAAUUCGCAAGAUAUGUUCUUCUUUCAACUAAAUGAAAUAGUGAUUUUAUUGAUUUGUUUGUAUUGUUGGCAUAUUCAUUAUUGAAGUACUGAAUAAAAUUUACUUGUAAUAUUUCUUUUUGGUUUCCAUGUUCAUACAAAAUAUA
Molecule: messenger RNA, 1187 nt
Organism: Vicia villosa (hairy vetch)
Lineage: Eukaryota; Viridiplantae; Streptophyta; Magnoliopsida; Fabales; Fabaceae
Product: cationic peroxidase 2-like
Exons: 3
Coding region: 96-1073 (325 amino acids)
Biological process (GO): response to oxidative stress; hydrogen peroxide catabolic process
Cellular component (GO): plasmodesma; plant-type cell wall
Molecular function (GO): peroxidase activity; heme binding
Source: RefSeq, a predicted model, not a curated record